UGUUAUAACAUAACAGGAAAACAGUUCUACAAUUAUCGAGGAUUUUUGAAGUAUAUGUGCCUGGAUUUCAGACUGUCUUGUUACGUCGUUCAUUGGAUAUUCCUUGCCGUCAUAUUAUUUUUGUUCAAAACGCGUUUCUACACGUCUUUUCGUCCAAGGUAACGUAUUCGGUUGUAUGAAAUACUUGAAUGCGGUGAAGCAUGAAUAGUGCUCUCGGCCUUAUAUAGGGAGUGUGUAGCGAUGAGCAGAACAAUAGAAAUCGACAACUGAUAUGGCGGUAGUCGGUGAUAAAAGGGAAAUAAUGCGUAUUUAUGAAUUCAUGUCAGCUUUAAGGUUUACAACCUUCUAUACAUGCAGAAACAUUCGUCUGCUACUAAUGCAAUAUUACUUGUGUUUAAACAAGGUCUAUACAACAAUUAUAUGCUCAAUAAGUAAUGAUAUUUACAUGUUUUCAAUGAUUUAAAAGAGUAUACAGAGCUUUCAUUGAUAACGUCACCUGAGUACGAAAAAAAUCUUGUUUCGUUAUCUUUACAAACAUCCGAGCUAGGCCGACAAAAUGUAUGUUACGAGAGAAUAAUAAGACGUAAUAAGUAUACAUAACAUUUUCUGAAAAUCCAUUCACCACGGGUCAAUAAACGUCAGGUGGUAUAAGGUAAACACGGAACUAAAGAACUAUCUCGAAGGAUUUUAAACUUUAAAUAAAGAUGCCAAGACAAUACACAUUUGCAUACCGAAGAAGUAAUCCACACCAGUUUCCUCAUUUUUGUGGCACAUGCGUACCACAACGCCGAUUUCUGCUUCCUUCACAUAAAGAACAGCAUGAUCAUGAUAAACAUGGAAUUUCAAUACCAACCACAUCACCUUUUUUUGACUACUCCUUACCGCGAUCGCUUCCCAGCUUCGGUUUGUCUGCUUCCUCCUCCUCAUUGAGCUCUAUUACAGCAGAUAAACUGAACACAUUCGUUCUGAAAGAAAUUGAACCAGACACGACUUAUAACCAGAGUUGUAGAGCUGUGGUCGAUCGGCUUUGUCAGUUUAUGCAAAACAGCUUUCCAGAUCAACUGAGACCAUCGGGAGUUAGAAAGGGUGGGUCACUAGGAAAAGGAACGGCAGUUAAAGGGAAGUCUGAUGCAGAUCUUGUUGUUUUCUUAGCAAGUUAUCAUACCAUAUCAGAGGUUCGACACAAUCUUAGGGAUAUUUUUGCUCGGAUGAAAGUGUACCUCGGUACAUACGGCGGCUGUUACAUCGAAAGAACAACACCACACGCAGUGCAAGUGACCGUAACUUGUCAUGGUCACUCUCACGAUGUCGACAUACUUCCAAGUGCAGAUAUAUUAAGAUACAAUUCCAAAAAUGCCAUUUAUACAGAAAUGGAGACCUGUUUGCCUAAAGCAAGAACAUAUUAUUCUGCCGCCCUCUCUCCACUUCAGGUUGAGUUUGUCUCUGGGGUUCCAACAAAAGUCAAGACAUUGAUUCGCUUGAUCAAAUACUGGAAAAAAACAGAAUUUAAAGAGAGUACUGUUGGUCAGAGAUUACCAUCGUCCUACGUAUUGGAACUAAUAGUCAUCGGGGAAUGGGAAGAUGCCGGGAGCCCUCAAAACUUUAAUCUCUGCAAAGGAUUCUUCCAUGUUUUGAGAGCUAUUACUAACUACAGCCGUAUUAGACACGCAUGGAUUAAGAAUUAUAGUACCAACUAUGUCAGUGGUCCAUAUUAUGUGGUGGAUCCGGCAAAUCCUUUUAACAACGUGAUGGAAUCCUGCGAUUGGGAUAAGGUAGCAGAAAAAGCAAGAGUAUUUUUGCGGUCACCAUUAUUCCAAGGACUAUCAGCUUUGAAUGGAUGGAUGUAAAACUUUUACCAAUUCAAUUUGCAAAGAAAUAAUGUCCUACCUUACUCAGAAACGUUAGCUGUUGUUUGAUAAAUAACAAACUGAAUAAAAAUGCUUGAUAUAAAAGACAACCCACUAAUGCUAUGAAAUUAUACCAUUAAUGUUAAAAAUGUACAGGUAACUCUUGAUGGCUCGAAUUUCGAUCGCUCGAAGUUCUUGAUCCUUGAAGUGAGUCUCCAGUCCUGAUUUUUUCCACAUAUAAUUAAGCAAAUUUACUCUUGAUUUCUCAAACUCUUGGUCUCUCAAAACCCAUCAAAGUUAAUCUGCAGUCCCGUUAUUCAUAAUAUAUUGUUUUUUACCCUCGAUACCUCGAAGUGUCUGUGUAUAUGCAAGCGUUACCUUUAAUUAACAUUCACACUCGGUCAUUGAAAUGGUUCAGAGCGCUAGACGCGUGACCUGGUAAAGGAUUUUUUUUCCAGACGCUUGCCCUACUAUUAAUGAUCGAUGAUUGACAAUACCGUUACAUAUGAUUUUUUUCGUUUGAGGGACGAAUUAGACAGAAAUCAAUUUCUACUUGGUAUAAUAAUGAAUUAAUUAUCCGGAUAUAUAAGGUUUUCAUUCGAAUACCUGUUUGUGUCACCUGGUUCUUAAGAACCGGUUUAUUAGCAAGGCUAUAUAAAGAAUUGCUCAGGUGUUAAAUACCAGUUUAGGACGACACGUACAGCGGAAAGUUUAAAUUUUCAGAAUUGUUUUAUUAAAAUAAAUAAAUCAUGUGAUCCAACUUUAUGCCAUUAUUAUGCGUGUGUACGUUUAAUAUGCCAAAUAUUAAAUAGCUGCAGCGUGUCGUUGCUAAUUCCACACAAUGUGUUGUUAUUUACUAUAGUAUCAUAGUAUCCAGCUUUCAUUUGGAAAGUAAUGAAUGGAUUUAAAGGAGAACUAAUCUACAAUCAACAUCGACCGUCUCUCGAUAAUUUGGAGACGUAGUGAAACUGAAAAAGAAAUAGUUUUAAGAUAAAACGAUGAUUUUGAGCAAAAGCCAAAGAUCUCUGAAUCAUAAAACUUCAGAAAUUAUGCAUCAUAUAUCGGCAUCAUUGUCAUUAUAACGAUUAUCGCCUGAAGUCACAAGUUUUUACAGCUGGCGCUGGACCCGUACAGUGGUCGAUUCUCGGUUAUUUGGUUUACGACAAGACCUUUUGCAAUCCGAUACGUAUUAUUCACGAUACUGAUACUGGGGAAUCUGAUCAAAAUAAAUAAAUGUCAUAAUUUUAUUCAAUGUUUCUAUUUAGUUUUUAAAAGUCCAGAUAAGUAUAUUUAACAGGAAAAAAAGUUGUAAAAGCACAUACGUAAGGUAAGCAUUAAGGUAAAUUGCUGGAUCAUGACAUCCAUUAAGACUAAAUUUAAAGCCCGUCGGUCAACCCGGAAAAUUCUGAAUUCUUAAAAACAUAAAAAUUAAUAGCAAAGAGUUGAAUGUUGUUUAUAUGAAUUUGUGAAAAAUAUACUGGUCAAAGAGGUUGUUUAAAUAGAAUAAAAAAACAUUGUUAUUGUGUUGCUAAAAUUGUGGUAAAGAUUGGUGAUAUUUUAUUAUCCGUUGUAAAAUUAGGAAAGAAAACUAUUUUUAAAGUUAACUUUAAGAAUCACCUGUGCAUUACACAUGUGUUACGUGUAUUAAUGUAUUUCACCCUUACUCAU
This is a messenger RNA of Magallana angulata, 3515 nucleotides long. Its product is annotated as 2'-5'-oligoadenylate synthase 1A-like. NCBI's taxonomy places the organism in Eukaryota, Metazoa, Mollusca, Bivalvia, Ostreida, Ostreidae. Gene Ontology annotation, molecular function: 2'-5'-oligoadenylate synthetase activity; double-stranded RNA binding. The transcript is spliced from 6 exons. Gene Ontology annotation, biological process: regulation of ribonuclease activity. The record is from RefSeq and is a predicted model, not a curated record. Gene Ontology annotation, cellular component: nucleoplasm; membrane; cytosol. The coding region runs from base 705 to 1847 and encodes 380 amino acids.